Orycteropus afer afer is the source of this 1071-nucleotide messenger RNA. RefSeq names its product cell division cycle 20B (gene CDC20B). Gene Ontology annotation, molecular function: ubiquitin ligase activator activity; anaphase-promoting complex binding; protein binding. Gene Ontology annotation, cellular component: anaphase-promoting complex. The record is from RefSeq and is a predicted model, not a curated record. Lineage: Eukaryota; Metazoa; Chordata; Mammalia; Tubulidentata; Orycteropodidae. Gene Ontology annotation, biological process: anaphase-promoting complex-dependent catabolic process; positive regulation of anaphase-promoting complex-dependent catabolic process; positive regulation of ubiquitin protein ligase activity.
AUGGGUGAAAAACCUGUACCAUGUGGGCUCCUGCAUGUUGAUGCAGUUAACACUACAUAUUCUAACUUGGAGAGCAACUUUGUGAAGAGGCUGUCAGCUGAGGUUCCUGUUGCCAGUAGCCCCAUUUCCACAAGAUGGCAGCAAAGCCAAACCAGGGAUAUGGCAGCCUACUCCUUUGGGGAGGAGCAUUCCACCACUGACUUCCCAGAAGCUCUUCAAUCCGUGUUGAAGACGACCAUUGAGAAAGAGACCCUGAUUCUAGGAUCCUACAAAGAGCCACUGAAGACUUCCAUCAAGGAAGUUGAAACAAAUAACUCAUUUCUCCAUUUUGGCAAGACACUUCAUUCACUGGACAGAAGCUGGAAGAAAAACAUUACCUCCAAAGGCCAGGUAGAUCUGAAUGUCUUAGGUUGGCAUUUUCAAAAUCUUGUUGCUAUAGCCCUUGGAUUUUCUGUAUAUAUUUGGAAUGGGGAAAAAAGCAAUGAAAUUGAAAACAUAGACUUAUGUCUCACUUGUAACCAUGGAUCCUCUGUGUCCUGGAUAAAAGAACCGAUCUGCCUGGCAGUUGGUACCAGUGAGGGAGAAGUGCAAUUAUGGAAUGUGAUGACUAAAAAGCAGCUGAGAAAUAUGCUUGGCCAUUUAUCAGUCAUUGGAGCUCUAAGCUGGAAUCACUGUCUCCUAAGCAGUGGCUUGAGAUUGAGACUUGUUUAUCACCACAAUGUUUGGGUAGCCUAGCAUCAUGUUGGAACACUUCACCACAAGCAAGCUGUGUGUGCUCUGAAGUGGUCACCUAAUGGCAAAGUGCUUUCCAGUGGCUGUAGUGAUGGACUGUUGACUAUAUGGCCCUAUGAUCGAGGUGUGAAUGCACAGGAACCACUAAAAGUCAUACCCCAGUCUACAGCAGUCAAGACUCCAUUUUAUGGACAAUAUGGCUCUUGGCAACCUCAGAUUCACAUUCCCAGAUGGGAGGUGGGGCACAAGGGCAGAAUGCUGCACCUGGCUUUGAGUCGAGACCACACCCAUUUUUCCGCUGCAGCUGAUGGGAUAGCCUCUGUGUGGAAGUGCUGCUAG